GGGGGAGGGGGAGGGGGAUGGAGAUGGGGAUGCGCAAUUUGGGGCUGCUCGGCGGCAGCAGCAGCAGCAAUCGGAGAUGGAGCUCUACCUCCAGCACAGCAAUUUCCUGGCGGAUGUGAAUAAUGAGCGCGAGGUCAAGAAUGAGACGUAUAAGGAGAAUUUGAGCUCGCUGGAAAAGUUUGUGAUGCUUAUGUUUGAGGAGGAUGGGGUGGUGCAUCCGAAGGAGUCGGCGUGGUUUGCCGGGGUGGAUGCUGAUGGCGUGGUGGUUGGGUUGAGAGAUAGGCAGAUCUACAAGGAGGAUUGGAUUGGGUUGCGGGAGUUGGAUGAGAAGGGCGCCUUGGUGUUUCGGACUGUGCCUGGGAGGCAUAUGGAGAUUGGCGAGGAGGUGUUUGAGGAGGUGGUCAGGGAGUUCUUGGGGCCGGUUGAGGUCGAGGUUGAGGUUGAGGGCGGUCGGGAUGCUGAUGGGAGUGUGGAAAGGCCGGGGUUGGUUGUGCAGGGUGCGUUCUAGAUUUGCGAUGCUCCGGGCUGGCCUGCAGGUAUAUACGUUGUGGUGAUUUUUGAAGUAUGCUUCGGGAUGGCUUUUAGAUGAUAUUUAUGAUUAGGAUGUAUCCACACUAUCUCCAGUUUACUGACUACGGACUGCUAACGAUGCAACGAACAACUGAGGGCCUUUGUCAUCCUCAUCCGUCAGAGCACGAAGCCAGACGUAUGGACUGGUUGUCUGUGUCGAGUGGUCGGGCC
Molecule: messenger RNA, 741 nt
Organism: Aspergillus aculeatinus CBS 121060
Lineage: Eukaryota; Fungi; Ascomycota; Eurotiomycetes; Eurotiales; Aspergillaceae
Product: alpha/beta-hydrolase
Exons: 1
Coding region: 77-508 (143 amino acids)
Cellular component (GO): lysosome
Molecular function (GO): thiolester hydrolase activity
Source: RefSeq, a predicted model, not a curated record